Molecule: messenger RNA, 3047 nt
Organism: Episyrphus balteatus (marmalade hoverfly)
Lineage: Eukaryota; Metazoa; Arthropoda; Insecta; Diptera; Syrphidae
Product: protein tweety-2-like
Exons: 9
Coding region: 1275-3047 (590 amino acids)
Cellular component (GO): plasma membrane
Molecular function (GO): intracellularly calcium-gated chloride channel activity; volume-sensitive chloride channel activity
Source: RefSeq, a predicted model, not a curated record
CUCUGGAAUCUGGAACGAAGAAGAAACUCCUUUUAGUUUUUCUUUUUAGUAGUUUCUCAUCAUCGGUCGUGCUGUGUUGUCUCAAUUUCAAGACUUUAACCAAAAAUCAGAGUGUUCUCGCACAAAACAAAACAAAUUCGAUUGUUGCAAAAAAUUUUCACUCAACACUACUUUUUUCUCUUUUAACUGUGAAAUUUCUAAUUUUAUCUAAUUGAUAAGAAUUCCACGUGAAUUUUUUAUGUUAUCAAUUUUUAUAUAUUUUUAUGUGCGUUCCAGUUUGAAGUAAAAAUAAAAUUAUAACAAAAAAAAAUAUGUAAAAUCAAAAUGUGCUCCUUUGUGACACCAAUACCAACAUCAAUAUCUCCACUGUCGUUUUUCAUGCUUCUGAUUCACUCUUGCCUCUUGGCAUCCUAAUCAAGUUUAAAAGAGAUAGCUCUAUCUGUACGUUCACGUAUUCAAAAAAUCGGAGUAUAUCCCACACUACCACUACCAACGUGUACCAAGGGAUGAAAUGAGAUUUCUGUUUUCUUUUUGGAAUUUGUAUCGCAACUUGCCGUUGUCGUCGUUCUUCAUCGCUGUCGUCGUAGCUUCGUCCUUUUUCCCAGUGCGCGAUAUGCUUCAAUUCAAUUGUGUGCUUUAAAUUUAAAAAAAAUCUCAAUUGCAGUGAAUAAGGUUUGAUUUAUCUAAAAUUUAAGAAAUUGUUUUAUCAAAGUCCACAAAAAGCCUGUAUUUCUUUACUUCAUGGAGGUGAGAAUGUGUGAUAAAAUGCGAAAAACAUCUAGGCAUCAUCAUUUACCUUCUGUGUGAAGUGAAAGUGAGUGUUAUAUAAAUAUAUAUUGUAUAUAUAUAUAACAAGGACGACGUAUAGUUUUGGUGUAAGAGAAAAGAAGAAAUAUACAAAAAAAAAAAAAAAAAACCGGGAGCACUAAAGCACCCCACCCUCUUGCUCUUGUCCGGGCGAAUCUCUGUGAUUCCUUUUAUUGUCACAUUUUAUAUUGUCGUUGUCGUUGUAUCAAUCUAAUAAUAGUGCCAAUUGCGGUUUGAAAAAAGAAAUUAAACAAAAAAAAAAAACAGCUCUUUGCCACCUCGAGCAGUGGGUGAAGUGAAGCGAGAACUCCACCAUCUCGAAUAUUUCUCCACCCAUCAUAAUCGUCGCCACAUUCUCACCAUCACCAUCAAAAACAACAACCUUCAACAACCAUACUAACACAAACCAGAGCCAGCCAGAGUGUGUAGCUCUACCUACAAAAUAAAAAGGAUAAACUUACACUUUUAUGACGUCAGCGAGAGCUGAAGGAGCAAACAGUAUCAUCAGCAUCAGUUUCAGUACGAGUAGCAGCAGCAUGGACCAACCCAGUAUCCUUGUGCGAAUUCUACAUGCGAUUCCGCAUGUGAAUUACACAUUUCGUCGGGUUAAUGACACUUUCAAUCCGGACAGCGAUAUUUAUCUCGAGAGCUUGGGUAUAUUAGCGUCCAUCCCCGCCGCAUUACUUAUAUUAUCGUUAUUUGGUUUACUGCUGUAUUUAUUGACAAGAUGCUGUGAUCGAAAGCCAAGGAAACCAAGUACACAGAGAUGUCAAAACUGCACACUGGUUAUCAUCACAUUGAUGUGUUGUGCAGCGAUUGGUUUAGGUUUAUAUGGAAACGAUGAUUUCCACAAUGGCUUGUUGCAAGCCUUUAGUUCCGGUAAACAAGUCGAAGGACUUGUAGGAAAUUUGAAAAAACAGACUGAAUCCAUUAAAAUUAAUCUCGAGACAAAAGUCCAAAGCUACAAUCUGGAAGAACAAAUUGACAAAUCGAAAUACAAUCAAACUGCAGUUACAAUUCUGCUAGACACAUGUCGUUUGGUGCGCGAUAAUACCUCUAGAGCCGUAACCAGCUUAGACAACAUGGUUCUAUAUUUUAUGAAAACGAAGGGAACCGAAAAUGAUACCUCUCUUAAAGGUGUUUUACAUCUAGGUGAAUUAUACGAAUCAAUACGUUGGCCAGCAACAUUGGGUUUUCUUACUCUGCUGCUACUCCUGUGCACGAUAUUAGUAAUAGGUGUAGCGAGACGUUCACGAUGUGCUUUAAUAUUCUUCAGUGUUUCCGGUUUAUUUUGUAUAAUAAUUUGUUGGCUGUUAUCCGGUAUUUAUUUGGCAUCAUCGGUAGCAGCGGGUGAUUUUUGUAUGCGACCGCACGAAUUUAUGUGCCGCCAAGUUGGAAUGCGGAGCCCCUACGUCUACUUUCUAAAUUGCGGUACUCUUAGGAAUCGUUUCAUUCUACGUUUGAAUGAGUCCAGAGAUUUGGUCGAACGUGCUAGAGAAUCUGUUUACCUAGUAUCAAGGAUGAGCCAAGAUGUCUCUCCGCGUAUUGACAUCCGCCACACACUCGAACGAAUGGACAACGACCUCGAGGAAACCAAACGAAAUUUGAGUGUUUUGUCAGCGACGCUGGAUCGUCGGUUCAUAGACAAACAUUAUGCGGAUGCCCUCAGGGGCUUAUGUGGUGGAGGUCUUCUUGGUCUGAGUCUGAUGAUGGUGGCCGGCUUACUCACAUCAUUCUUGCUCACUAUUCUUGUCUAUGCAGAUUCACACGCCUGGAUAUAUCUAACAAAAAGACCACCCAUGGAGGCUGAUAAAUCCGAAACAACUCCACUCUUCCCAAUAUCCUCGGCGCCGAACGCAUCGAUAUCACCCACCCUUCCAGCUGGCACAGGGACCAUUAAUCGAACUUUACUCCACCAUCAACAGGCGCACAGUGGUACUCUGAGUGCGGGUGGUGGAGUGGGUGGAACCGGUGGACACCAUCAUCGAAAUGGAACCGCGGGAUUGAGAUCAGGGUUGGCAUACACAGCAACUACUUCCCCUAACACUGUUGGAGGUGGUGAUGGAAACUCAUCACCGCCGCCCGGUUAUGAUGUUGUGGUGCAUGGCACAAGGAGUGGCCACCACACAUUGGGUCGGUUACCAUCUCAACAAUCGGCAUAUUUAGCCGGCCCAAAUAAUGGCAAAUAUGCCACCCUUAGCAAACAGUGUAAAACGCUAGAAUCCAAUGACUUUUACUGA